AUGACAACUGUGACCACACUCUCUUACAGAUUCAAGAUAAAUGGUUCCUAUACUGAUAGCAUGGCAGCAAAAAGGGGGAUAAGGCAAGGGGAUCCCCUGUCCCCUCUCCUUUUUGUCAUAACCAUGGAAUAUCUUAACAGAUUGCUUUGUCAAAUGCAGGAUAAUCCCAAGUUUCAUUAUCAUUCUAAAUGUAAGAGGAUUAAGCUCACUAAUCUCAUAUUUGCUGAUGACUUACUCUUGUUUGCUAGGGGUGAUCAGGGGUCUGUAGAGCUACUGCAACAUACUCUCCACACCUUCCUUGUAUCCACGGGAUUGAAAGUAAAUCCUUCAAAAAGUUGCAUCUAUUUUGGUGGUGUCCCCAGUAGUGUUAAAGAUGCUAUCCUCCACAUGACCUCCUACAAGGAAGGAUCCCUCCCUUUUAAAUAUUUGGGGGUGCCAAUCACUAGCAGAAAUUUGAACGUGAUUCAUUACAUGCCGUUGCUGGACAAAUUGCUUAGUAGGAUCAACCAUUGGACGUCUAAGCUCUUGAGUUAUGCGGGAAGAUUGCAACUCAUCAAGAGUGUGCUGAAUGCUAUUUCUUCCUAUUGGAUGCAGUGUUUUGCCUUCCCCAAAAUUGUUCUGAAAAAAAUUGAAUCUCUAUGUAGGACUUUUCUUUGGACAGGAAGUGGAGCUACUAGUAGAAAGAGCCCAAUUGCCUGGGAGAGUAUUUGUAAACCAAAUAUUAAAGGAGGCCUUGGUACGGUGAAUUUGGUGGCGUGGAACUGUAUGUUUCUUAUGAAACUAUUGUGGAACAUCAAUGCUAAAGUGGAUAGUCUCUGGGUACAGUGGGUUCAUGCUUACUAUCUCAAACAUGAUAGUGUGAUGGUAAGGGCUCCUAAACAAACUGACUCAGCAAUCUUCAAAGCUAUCUUGCAACAACGUGAUCGAGUGCAGCAGCAUAAUGAGGGGCAGAACUUGCUGCAAGACAAUCGGUUUAAUGGGAGGAAGUUUUACAAAUUGAUGCAAACUGACUGUCCUGAUGUGAGCUGGGCCAAUUUGGUGAUUCAUAAUAGAGCAAGGUCCAGAGCAGUGUUCACUUUGUGGAUGCUUUGCCACCGGAAACUUCCAACCCGUAUGCGCUUACAUCGUUGGGGAUUGGUUCAUUCUACUGUUUGUGUCUUCUGUGAUCAGGAUGAGACCAUUGACCACCUCUUCUUCUCCUGUGAAACAACUAAGAGAAUUUGGAGGAGUGUUCUCAAUUGGCUGCACAUACAACAUGAUCCUGAUUGUUGGGAGCAUGAGGUGCUUUGCCUUUUGGUGCACUAUCGGGGCAAAGGAUGGAGAGCAGAUUUGACUUGCAUGGCCUUAGCUGAGACCGUGUAUGCGGUUUGGCGUUUCCGUAAUGAUAAAUGUUUUGGUCAUAUUGUACAGAGCAAAGAUAUAGAGGGUGAUAUUAUUAACGGUAUAGUUUAUAGAGGGUGGACUAGUCCUAAGCUUAGACCACACAUAGCUAAUUUGCUAAUUCCCUAG
Vicia villosa (hairy vetch) is the source of this 1509-nucleotide messenger RNA. RefSeq lists its product as uncharacterized. The coding region runs from base 1 to 1509 and encodes 502 amino acids. The record is from RefSeq and is a predicted model, not a curated record. The transcript has a single exon. Lineage: Eukaryota; Viridiplantae; Streptophyta; Magnoliopsida; Fabales; Fabaceae.